AAUUUAACCUAGUUUUCUUUCUCGUAAACAACGGUGAUCGGUCGCAAUCGCAUAAACCCCAAAACCCAAUAUUCCUGGGGUUUAAACUUUAAACUGUAACGCACAACCCAAAUUCUUCCGUCAUUUUCACUUUCAAUCAUUAACAAAAAACGAAUAAAGCGUUGUUGCCGCACAAAUGCUUGUUUUGUGAAAUGGGUUGAAGACCCAAAUCACUUAACACCAAUUACAGAAUGAAAGAAACCAAAUUCUGUGAAGAAUUUUCGCCCAAAUAUUAUGGGAUUUGCGCCAUUGGAGGAAUGCUUAGUGCUGGAGCAACACAUGUUGCAAUUACACCACUUGAUGUUCUUAAAGUUAACAUGCAGGUGAAUCCGGUUAAGUAUAGUAGCAUUUGCACAAGCUUUACGACUCUACUGAGAGAGGGCGGGGUUUCAGCUUUCAGGAGAGGGUGGACGGGGAAAUUCUUUGGAUACGGUGUUCAAGGAGCUUGCAGAUUCGGUCUUUAUGAGUACAUGAAUAAGAUUUACUCCAACAGUUUAAAAGAACGAAACAAGAGCCUAAUCUUUUUCCUCAGCAGUGCAACUGCUGAAGUGAUUGCUAAUGUGGCUCUUUGUCCUUUUGAGGCCAUCAAAGUUCGUGUUCAAGCUCAACCCCGUUUUGCAAAGGGUCUAGGAGACGGGUUCCCAAAGUUAUAUGCAUCAGAAGGUCUUCGCGGCUUUUACAAAGGGCUCGUUCCACUCUGGGGUCGUAACUUGCCAUUUUCCAUGAUCAUGUUUUCUACUUUCGAGCACUCUGUCGAUUUUCUUUACCGUAACGCAAUUCAAAGAAAAAAGGAAGAUUGUUCGAUCACACAACAACUCGGGGUUACAUGUUUAGCUGGAUACGCAGCUGGAUCUACCGGGAGCAUUAUUUCAAACCCUGCAGACAAUAUUGUCGCAUCUCUUAAUAACAAUAAAACUAACAGUCUGAAGAUGGCCGUGAAGAAAAUCGGGUUGCGGAAUUUAUUUACUCGAAGUCUUCCGAUCAGGAUCAUGCUUGUCGGGCCGGUUGUGACUUUACAGUGGUUGCUCUUUGACACCAUUAAGGUGUUAAGUGGCUUACCAACAAGUGGUCACAUUACAACCGAAGUAGAAGUUACCCGCGCCAAGAUACAACCCGCUUAACCAAACUCUUGUUAGCGGUUCAUGCUUGCAACAAGUUAACCAUGUGUUUUGCUCGGUUUGGUUUCUCGUACAAAUCUGAAAUGUUUCAUUUCGUUAGGAUGUCUCGGCUUUCGAGUAUGAUCAUGGUAUGUUCAUCGUCUUCUUUCCCUUUUCGUGUCUAUAGCUUUUACCUACGGUUUUGUACGGUUUGGUUUGUUUUUACCCUAUAAGCCGAACCAUAGCAGUAGGUUUCGGGUAUUGGAAAUCUAAAAUGACCGACGGUUAUUGUUGGUUUUUGGUUAAUUGUAUAAAAUAGUUCAGUUAACAGACCACUAGGUCUUAUUUUUGUGUUUGGUCUAAUUGGAAGUUUAAUACAGAUUUCAACUU
This is a messenger RNA of Helianthus annuus (common sunflower), 1526 nucleotides long. Its product is annotated as mitochondrial phosphate carrier protein 1, mitochondrial. Lineage: Eukaryota; Viridiplantae; Streptophyta; Magnoliopsida; Asterales; Asteraceae. The record is from RefSeq and is a predicted model, not a curated record. Gene Ontology annotation, biological process: mitochondrial phosphate ion transmembrane transport. Gene Ontology annotation, cellular component: mitochondrial inner membrane. Bases 231 to 1160 code for a protein of 309 amino acids. The transcript has 6 exons. Gene Ontology annotation, molecular function: phosphate transmembrane transporter activity.